Messenger RNA from Leptomonas pyrrhocoris, 818 nucleotides. Its product is annotated as putative Rna binding protein. The record is from RefSeq and is a predicted model, not a curated record. Gene Ontology annotation, molecular function: RNA binding. Lineage: Eukaryota; Euglenozoa; Kinetoplastea; Trypanosomatida; Trypanosomatidae. Gene Ontology annotation, biological process: positive regulation of mRNA splicing, via spliceosome. The transcript has a single exon. Bases 33 to 818 code for a protein of 261 amino acids. Gene Ontology annotation, cellular component: U12-type spliceosomal complex; nucleolus.
GGAAUGCGGAUUAGAAAGAGGAACAAGAUACCAUGACUACAUUUAAGCGCGAAGACCUGCGCCGCGUGAGCUUCAGCAACCUCGACGAACACUGUGACGAGGACAUCAUCUACGAGCUGUGUCUGCAAUUCGGACCUAUCCGCAACAUUAGCUGGCCCACUGAAGUCAACCUCACAGGCGUGCCACAACGUGCCUCUCGCUGCUACGUCGACUACUACAACGCAGAGGACGCUAAAUACUGCUAUGAAGCACUCUACCGUGCACGUGUGAAGCUGUACAACAAAGAGCUGCGUGUUUAUCACGCGAGUGUCGACGUCGAGGCGCCGGGCGGUGCCCCCCGCAGCGGCCCAGGCGCGCACGCAGUUGUGGGCCUGCACGAGGUUGGCGCGAAGGUAGUCGUGCGCAACGUCGAUUACCGCGUUACAGAGUUUGACGUCACGCGCUUCUUCGAGAGCUUCGGCGCCUUCGCUGCCCCACCGCGCAUGCUGCGCGACUCCGUCGGCAACUUCCGCGGCACCGUCGUGCUGUCGUACAAGACCUUCGAGGCGAGUGAUCGCGUUAUACGCGACAUGGAUCAGAAGACGUUCCGCGACCGCAUUAUUGCGGUGCACUACGCGCAGAUGGAGGACGGCAGCGGGCGGCUGCACGGCACCAAGGAGGAGCGGGCAAAUGCGGUGCUAAUACGCGAGGAGGAACGGCGGUAUCGCGAGACGGUGGCGAAGGAGAUGGCCCACAUACGGCAGGAGAAGCAGCAGAGUCGAGUGCAGGAUGCUUCUUGGGCGGAGAAGGUGAACGUGUAUAACCGCCCUCGCCGGUAA